Molecule: messenger RNA, 1653 nt
Organism: Penicillium macrosclerotiorum
Lineage: Eukaryota; Fungi; Ascomycota; Eurotiomycetes; Eurotiales; Aspergillaceae
Product: acyltransferase family protein
Exons: 1
Coding region: 1-1653 (550 amino acids)
Biological process (GO): polysaccharide biosynthetic process
Cellular component (GO): membrane
Molecular function (GO): acyltransferase activity, transferring groups other than amino-acyl groups
Source: RefSeq, a predicted model, not a curated record
AUGGCACCACACGUUGAAGAGCAGGCCUCAACAUCGGCUGUGGACAUUCCUCUCGCUGAUCUUGAAUCUGGUCCUCGUUUGAGCUCUCACGAGUCCGCUCGUUGGAAUGGCUUCUCCAAGUUUCACCCCUCCAAUAUCCUCGCCAACCCCUAUGAUUUGACCGAGAAGGUCUCACAAACAGAUUGGCUGGCCUAUACCGAAGAUGCGGCACACAGACUGACCGUGGCCCUUACUCCAAGCUUUCUCCAACGCUAUGUCGGCAGCGAACCUCCCCAACCUACCAAGCUGCACGCCAUCGCUGCGCUGGACGGAUUGCGCGGCUGGGCCUGCUUGCUCGUCUUCAACUUCCACUUCCUCUUCACAUAUACCUGGAAAGUCGCGAUUGGGUGGGGCUUUGCAGGCGAAAACUUCGGACUCCAUCAGCUGCCAUUCGUGCAUCUGUUGAUCUCGGGGCAUAUCAUGGUGGCCAUCUUCUUCGUCAUCUCCGGCUACGUCCUUUCCUAUAAACCACUAAAGACCAUUCGAUCCCAAUCGUUUGACCAGACCUUCACGGUCCUAGCCUCAUCCACCUUCCGUCGCGCCCUCCGCCUAUAUAUCCCCUCGUUCAUCGGCCUUGCAUGUGUCUUCGUGGCCGUCCGGCUCGGCUUGUACAACUACUCCUGGAGCGUCAUCAAGGAAGGCCACACUAUUCUUGGCACGAAUGAACAGCACCCACCCAUUUAUCGCUCUUUUAAUAAGCAGUUCUGGGAUUGGUACUACACAGCCGCACAUCUGCUGAACCCAUUCGACUGGGCCCUCUACUACAACAACUACAACCCACAUCUAUGGACCAUCCCAGUCGAAUUCCGCUGCUCUAUCGUCCUCUUCAUUGCCAUCCUCGCCACCUCUCGCCUAGUCUCUGUUGUUCGCAUGUCCCUCGUCGCCAGCUUGACCUGGUUCUGUAUGCGCUACGGCCGCUGGGACGUCGUCCUCUUCCUAUGCGGCAUGCUGAUGGCCGAGAUCGACCUCAUCAACGGCACCUGGGAGCGGCCCGCCAGCAGCCGCACCGUUCUCGACGACACAACUCACUUCCAUCUCGCCCCGGGCGGCAAGAGCCUUGCCAAAAUCUCCUACCGCCGCCUCUGGAUCGCCAUCUUCGUCGUGGGCCUGUACAUCGGGUCCACGCCGAACCUGGGCUUCAAGUGGACUCCCGGCUUCAUGUGGCUUUGGCAUCUAACGCCCUGGACAUACCCAGAGCCGCACCGAUUCGCACAGACUAUCGGCGCAGUCCUGAUCGUCUUCAGUAUCAACCACUCGCCCGACAUCCAGACACUCUUCGUCAACCCACUGUCCCAGUACCUAGGCAAGAUCUCCUUCGCCUUCUACAUCGUUCACGGGCCCAUCCUGCACUGCCUGGGCUACGCCAUCAUGCCCAGCAUCUGGGCCGUCACCGGCAAGGCCACGGAUUUCCAGUAUUGCCUCGGCUUCCUGCUCGGCUGGCUGGUAUGUCUGCCGAUGUCGAUUUGGGCCGGCGACGUCUUCUGGCGCGCGGUCGACAUCCCCAGCGUCAAGUUUGCGCGCUGGAUCGAGCAGCGCGUGGUUGCGCGCGGCGCUCCCGCGUCGGGCACGCCCAGCCUGGCCAGCCCGAGGGCACAUACCCCGCGAGUGCAGUGA